UUUGAUACCCCAAUGAGAUUCUUGUACGCACCACAAAAAUAGCUAACCAAUGGCAGACACCGGCUUACUUGCAACAAGUUCAGUAGAGCCAGAUCGUUUCCAUACUAGCAGAAGAUAAGUUCGUUGAAUCAUCUCUCCUCCCGCCGUCUGUUUUUUCCCCUCUGCUGGAAACCUAACUACCGAAGCUCUAAUUAACUUAGAAGAAGAAGAAGAUGGUAUCGAGAUCACAAACCUAAGAGGAGAUCGGAGAAGAAGAAGAUUUCAAACUAAAGUGAAGUGUGCUCAGGUUCUCCUCGAGGCUGGAGCUGCAGUGGAUGCUCUGGAUAUUAGCAAAAGUACUGCUCUUCAUUACGCUGUUGGUUGUGGAUAUCAAGAGUGUGUGCAAUUACUUUUGGAUAACGACGCUGAUGUGUAAGCUUAGUCUGCCUCUCAUAAGUGCCCGGUGAAUUAAUUCGGACCAGGGCAUUCAGUUGUUUCUACAUUCAGUUGUUUCUGCUUGAAAACUCGGAAGGCAAGACAGCAAUCGAUGUUGCCAAGCAGUUCAACCGUCAGGAGAUCCUGAAACUGCUUGAAAAGUAUGCUUCUGCUUAACUUCGUCUCAGGUUUUCUCGAAGUGAUGCCUAUUUCAAGCAAAAAAUGGAUGGGUGCAGAACGACAGUCCGCUGAAUUUCGGGAAGGAGUUCAAUCAUUUAUCAAGUUCACAAAAGAUACUGUAGGAGCAGAUAAAUUAUUUCUCUGUCCAUGCUCGAAAUGUAAGAUUUUUGCAGCAAGAAAACAGUAUCCUCUAGAGGAAAUACAUUUGCAUUUGAUCAAAAAUGGUUUCCUUAAGACAUACAGAACUUGGAUACAUCAUGGAGAACAGCCUCAUAAAAAUGUUGUAAAUGUUAAUCAAGCUCCUAAUUUACCUGGUAAUAGAGUUCAUUGUGAAGAUUCUGGUCGGGGAAUGGUCAACAUGUUCAGUGACCUACAUCGACGUAUUGACCUCGAUAACCUCAUGGAAGACUGUUUCAAUGAUCCUAAUCAAGAGAGCGGUGAUAAUUUUGAAGGCGAUCGGGGUGCUGAAAUAAAUUACAAGAAGAGGAUUGAAGAUUCACUACAACCCCUGUAUCCUUCUUGUGAUGGGCAGCAUAUGAAAAUUUCUACAACAAUUGAGUUGCUAAUUAUGAAAGCAAGACAUAAAUGUUCCGAUGCUUUUUUGACUGAGUUAUUGCAAUUUAUGAAGACUAUUUUACCUACUGGGAAUACAUUACCGGCAACAGCCAAUAAAGCCAAGUCUAUGAUUGAACCUUUUCGAUUAAAGUGAGAAAUUAUACAUGCUUGCCCGAAUGAUUGCAUUCUUUACCGGAAAAUUUAUGCUGACAUGGAUGAAUGUCCUAAUUGUAAAGCAAGUAGAUUGAAACCAGUUGAUAAGAAGAAACCACAUGCCAAAAGAGUGCCAAUGAAAAAAUUAAGAUAUUUCUCAGUUGAUGAAAGGUUGCAGCGCAUGUUUAGUAUACCAUGGAUAGCAGAGUUGUUGAAUUGCAGUGGUAAUAUAGAGGAAAGCAGCACACACAUGCGACAUCCUGUGGACUCUCCUUGUUGGAAGUUCAUAGAUAGCAAGUGGCCUGAGUUUUCUGCAGAGAAGAGAAAUGUGCGUUUAGGACUGGCAACCGAUGGAUUUAACCCUUUAGGAAUGAAUUAUCCCCAUAGUUGUUGGCCCGUUAUGCUUGUACCGUUGAACCUGCCCCCAUCACACUGCAUGGCUAAAGAAUUUACAAUGUUGACACUACUGAUUCCUGGUCCAACUGAACCAGGCCAUAACAUCGAUGUGUAUUUGCAGCCGUUAGUCGACGAGUUGAAAGAAUUAUGGUCUGUUGGAAAGUUGACAUAUGAUGCUCAUACAAAGAGUAACUUUACGCUGAAAGCAAUCUUAAUGUGGUGUGUGCAUGACUUUCCGGCCUAUGGACAUGUUUCUGGUUGUAGAACAUCGGGAAGAUUUGGUUGUCCUAUGUGUGGUGAAAACACAGAUGCAAUCUGGCUAAAGAAUGGACGUAAAUUCAGCUACAUGGGUCAUAGAAGAUUCUUACCAGCUGACCACCCUUUCAGAAAUGCAAAAGCAAAAUUUGAUGGAAACGAAGAACAUGGAGAUGCUCCAUGCCGUUUGACCGGAGAGCAAUUGUUGACGAAGAUGAAUGGUGUGCGAACAGAAUUUGGAAAGUUCACAAGUAGGAAGGAUAAGACAUCAAAUUCUACUGGGAAAAGGCGUUUGACGGGUGUCCAACUGUUGAAUACUAUGAAUCGUGUACGCACUGAAACUUGUCGGGCAACGGGUAAGAGGAAACAGAUGGUUGAUACAAGGAUUCCGCCAAAUAUGAAGAAGCGAUCAGUUGAUACAAGCACUCCCUGGUCAAAAAGAUCAAUCUUAUUUGAUUUUCCUUACUGGGAGGAUCUGCUGGUUCGACACAAUUUGGAUGUCACAUUGAGAAAAAUUUUGCUGAGAAUUUUUUGGAACUAUAAUAGACAAUAAGGAUAAGACUAAGGAUGGGAUUCCGGCUCGCAAGGAUCUGCAAAUCUUUAAGAUAAAGAGGAAUUUGUGGUUGAAGGAGAGAGGACCUGGAAAGUCUUCGGAAAUGCUGCCAGCACUUUAUCGUUUGUCUAUAAAAGAGAGAAAACUGGUGUGUACAUCUCUUAGUAACCUGAAGGUUCCUAUUGGUUACCGCGGGAACUGGAAAGGCAAAGUAUGUUUGCGUGACUUUCAGUUAAAAAGCAUGAAGUCACAUGACUACCACAUCCUAAUGCAGGGUUUGCUACCCGUUUUUUUGAUGUACUGUUUCAAAGGGCAUUAUCUAUUGAUUGAGGCCAUUCGACAGGUGUCAUUGUUCUUUAAGGUUCUUUCUUCUAAGGUUAUUGAUAUUGCUGAGCUUCGCAUCAUGCACCAACGUCUCGUGGAGUCUAUAUGUGUUUUUGAAAUGUAUUUCCCGCCAGCUUUUUUUGUUUCAAUGAUACAUGUCGUCGUACAUUUGGCAGAAGCGGCAGAAACAUUGGGUCCUGUUACAACUCGAUGGAUGUAUCCGUUUGAAAGGAUGAUGAGAACAUUCAAAGUUUUUGGUCGCAACAAAAACUAUAUAGAGGGUUCUAUCACAGAACAAUAUGUAUUAGAUGACGCAUUGAGACAUUGUAUGGAGUACAUUCUGAAUGGUAGGGAGAAGUGUUACAAGAAAAAGGGAAGGAUAUCUACUGACGAUGACAUUCAGGAAGGUCCAUACCCACCAAAUAUGUCUGAAGGAAAAAGAUAUCAUAUACCUAACCCACAGUACGAACAAGCACGCAGAUGGGUUUUGAUGCAUUCUCAAGAAAAUACUGAAUGGGAAAAAUUACAUGUUAGAGGAAGAAGGAAUUCAAGGAAUCUCGAUGAAUACAUGAAAUGGCUAACGCAACAAUUUCAUGGAGAAGACAUGACAGAUUUUAAGCGGCUCGUUGAUGGUCCAUAUAGAUACGCAGUAUCACAUAAUGCAUAUGCAGUAAAUGGAUAUAUCUUUUAUACAGAUGAUGCAGAAAAAGGUAUGUCCACCCAAAAUAUUGGGGUGUCCAUGAAUGCCACAACCACAUUUAGAGAAAGUGCCAGAGAUCAGAACACGGUGGACGAUGAAGUUCCGUAUUUCCGAAUUAUUAAACAAAUUCUAGAACUGGAUUACACCACCUUCAAGCAAAUUGUAUUUUAUUGUGAUUGGGUUCGUGUUGAAGAUAAGGUGUAUGGAUGGUAUGUGGAUCCGGUUACAAAACAGAUUUGUGUAAACUUCGAACAGUUUAUGGGUAACAAAAAAGACACCGAUGAGCCAUUUAUCCAUUCUUCUAAAGCUACUUCAGUUUUUUAUUUCAAGGAUGAGAGUAGGCCUGAUAGGAAGUGGCACAUUGUUUUAGAAUCUCCAAAACGACGAAGUCCUUAUGUGAAUGCUUUUGAGGAUCCUUUUGUCUUUACCGGCAUAGCUAAAGAAUCUUCCCUAACGGCGGCGAACUUGGAUGAUAACCGUAACUCGGAAGAAGAUGCAUUUGAAAACUAGGGGAGGCGGAAGUUUAAAACCAGUAAGCAUCCCAAAAAUGGCCCGUGAUAAAAUUUAUCAGUACUGGAUUUUGAAUGGAAUCUUUCAUUAUGAUAAACUUGUUACUUU
Molecule: messenger RNA, 4148 nt
Organism: Papaver somniferum (opium poppy)
Lineage: Eukaryota; Viridiplantae; Streptophyta; Magnoliopsida; Ranunculales; Papaveraceae
Exons: 8
Coding region: 2610-4040 (476 amino acids)
Source: RefSeq, a predicted model, not a curated record